Megachile rotundata (alfalfa leafcutting bee) is the source of this 1283-nucleotide messenger RNA. It is a transcript of the gene Ostgamma, whose product is annotated as oligosaccharide transferase gamma subunit. The record is from RefSeq and is a predicted model, not a curated record. NCBI's taxonomy places the organism in Eukaryota, Metazoa, Arthropoda, Insecta, Hymenoptera, Megachilidae. Gene Ontology annotation, cellular component: oligosaccharyltransferase complex.
AUUUAAUAUUUUAGGUUGAUUUUCAAAUCUAAAUGUUUUCAUAUUAAAUGUAACGUGUAUGAACGAAAUAAAUUAUCUCUUGCCGUAUGGUUGGUUUGUGACAAAUUUUUGUUAGAAGAGCAGUUGUAAUAUAAUAGUUUUGCAAUAACAAUCUAUGCAACAUGGAUUGUAAAAAUUAUGUUUUAUGUUUGGCAUUUAUUUUAAGUUUAAAUUAUGUUUGCUGUCAGUACAGGUUAAAAAAUAUGCAAGGUUCAUCUCUAUCUGAUCGGGUGCAACAGUUAACAGAACUAACUCUUACAAGACCUGUAAUUAAAUUCAAUGGCGCAAGGUUUAGAGAAUAUGUUAAAACCACGCCAAGAAAUUAUUCUGUUAUUGUAAUGUUUACUGCAAUGGCACCUCAAAGACAUUGUCAGAUAUGCAGACACGCAAAUGAUGAAUUUGUGAUAGUAGCAAAUUCAUUCAGAUAUUUGCAAGCUCAUUCAAAGAAAUUAUUCUUUGCAUCUGUGGAUUUUGAUGAAGGAUCAGAUGUAUUUAAUAUGAUGAAAAUAAAUAGUGCACCAGUAUACAUGCAUUUUCCACCAAAAGGGAAACCAAAGCCUGCAGAUACUAUGGAUAUUGAAAGAGUGGGAUUUGGAGCAGAAGCAGUUGCGAAGUGGAUAUUUGAACGUACUGAUAUUCAGAUUAGAGUAUUUAGACCUCCAAACUACUCUGGUACAGUAGCAAUAAUAAUGUUGUUGAUACUUAUUGGAGGAUUCUUGUAUCUAAGACGUAACAACUUGGACUUUAUUUAUAAUAAAACUAUUUGGGGACUCUGUGCAUUGUUUUUCACAUUAACAAUGAUUUCUGGACAAAUGUGGAAUCAUAUCAGAGGACCACCAUUUAUACAUAAAUCUUAUGGUGGAAGUGUAGCUUACAUUCAUGCUUCUUCUCAAGGACAAUUUAUUUUGGAAACAUAUAUUGUUAUGAUUUUGAAUGGAGCAGUAGUGUUAGGUAUGAUUUUAAUGACUGAAUCUGCAUCGCGUAAAGGUGAUGUGAAAAAGAGGCGGAUAUUUGCUGCCCUAGGUGCGGGCUUAGUUGCCAUCUUCUUCAGCCUUUUAUUAUCAAUAUUUAGGAACAAAGCUCAGGGAUAUCCAUACAGCUUGCUGUUUAAAUAAAGAAAUAAAUACCAGAACUAAUUGCUUCCUAUAUUAAUGAAAUAAAUCUGGAACCACUUUUCCAUAUAUUUACUUAAUGUGUAAGAGGAUAUGUAUAUUAUUCUAAUAAAAAAUAUUCCCGAGACCUAA